Molecule: messenger RNA, 1120 nt
Organism: Teleopsis dalmanni
Lineage: Eukaryota; Metazoa; Arthropoda; Insecta; Diptera; Diopsidae
Product: aldo-keto reductase family 1 member A1-like
Exons: 5
Coding region: 120-1088 (322 amino acids)
Cellular component (GO): cytosol
Molecular function (GO): aldose reductase (NADPH) activity
Source: RefSeq, a predicted model, not a curated record
AGUUUUAUUUUGGUCGCUGAUUCGAAUAGUUGGUCGUUUGGUAGUGCCUUAUAUUACUUCAGUUUAAAGUGUAAAAUAAUUCUUUUUUUAUUAAAUAAAAAAUAAAUUAACGCUUAAUAAUGGAAUCCGAACAAUAUUUAACUUUCAACAAUGGUCAGAAAAUGCCGGUUUUAGGUCUUGGCACUUGGCAGGCUACAGAGGAGGAAAUAGAACGUGCCAUAGAUUUAGCAUUAGAUGAAGGAUAUCGUCACAUUGAUACCGCACCAGUUUAUUUAAAUGAAAAAGCCAUAGGUCGCGUACUCAAGAAGUGGUUAGAUUCAGGGAAAGUACGCCGUGAAGAAUUAUUCAUUGUUACAAAAUUGCCACCAAUUGCUAACAGACCUGAAGAAGUUGAGGAAACGAUUAAGCAAUCGUUAGCUGAUUUACAGUUGGAUUAUGUAGACUUAUAUUUGAUCCAUACACCAUUUACUUUGUAUUUUGGCGAUGGAGACAUCAAACGUGAUGAAAAUGGUGAUGUGGUUAUUGAUUCAAGUACAAAUCAUGUUGCCGUUUGGAAGAAAAUGGAAGAAAUGAUUGAUAAUGGUUACACAAAAUCCAUUGGACUUUCAAAUUUUAAUAAACAACAAAUUCAAAAAUUGUUACCAAGCUGUAGAAUACGUCCCGUUAAUUUACAAAUUGAACAUCAUAUAUACUUACAACAACGUGAUUUGAUUAAUUACUGUAAGGAGGAAAAUAUAGUUGUCACUGCAUAUGCACCACUUGGUUCCAAAGGCAUCGCAGCAUUGAAUAAAAAAGCUGGUGUAGAACGAGAAAUUCCAGAUUUGAUGAAUGUUCCUGAAGUUCUCGCUAUAGCCAAGGCACAUAGUAGAACUACAGCACAAAUUUUGUUACGUUGGGUACUCGAUAACGGCUUAGCAGCUAUUCCAAAAAGUACAAAUCCUGUACGUUUACGACAAAAUUUAAAUAUUUUUGAUUUUAAAUUAACUGCUGAGGAAAUACAAACAUUAUCUAAGUUGGAUGAAAAUAUAAGAGUUUGUGAUUUCUCUUUCUUUAAGGGUAUUACAAAUCAUCCAGAAUUUCCAUUUUAAUUUUGAUUAUAUUUAAUAAAAAAAAUUUGUUU